GUGGUACAGGAAAAUCACAACUUAUUCGUGCUGUUACCGAAUAUUUUGUUAUUACAAACAGAAUACAAAGGAUGCGAAAGCUAGCACCUACUGGAAUUGCAGCCGCUGAAAUUGGUGGUAUAACUAUCCAUUCAUUUUUAGGUGAACAACGCAAUUCAGGAAAGCCACGAACUAUUAAACCAGGCGACUUGAAACUUGAAAAAGAAUGGACACUUGUGGAAUAUCUAUUGAUUGAUGAAAUGAGUAUGGUUAGUUUGACUUUACUUGGAAAACUCAAUCGAAUUCUUUGUGCCGCUAAACAUGCCGAUCCACAAAUUCCAUUCGGUGGUAUAAACGUGAUAUUCUUUGGUGAUUAUUUACAGUACCGGCCAGUAUACGAUGCACCGUUACAUACUGACUUUUCGCCGGAAAAUAAAAAGAAAUCCAACAACAUAUUGCACGUUCUUUAA
Adineta ricciae is the source of this 449-nucleotide messenger RNA. NCBI's taxonomy places the organism in Eukaryota, Metazoa, Rotifera, Eurotatoria, Adinetida, Adinetidae. The record is from the annotation of a GenBank genome assembly.